Messenger RNA from Mytilus trossulus (common blue mussel), 2412 nucleotides. RefSeq names its product sulfate transporter-like. The record is from RefSeq and is a predicted model, not a curated record. Gene Ontology annotation, biological process: transmembrane transport. Gene Ontology annotation, cellular component: plasma membrane. NCBI's taxonomy places the organism in Eukaryota, Metazoa, Mollusca, Bivalvia, Mytilida, Mytilidae. The transcript has a single exon. Gene Ontology annotation, molecular function: oxalate transmembrane transporter activity; chloride transmembrane transporter activity; sulfate transmembrane transporter activity. The coding region runs from base 43 to 2094 and encodes 683 amino acids.
AUUUCAACCUUUUUCACAUUCGAUUACCGGCGUCGGAAAAAUAUGUCCUCUGACGUUUUACUGCUAACCAGAUCUAUGAAAACACAGUCUGAAUUAUAUGAACUUUAUGGCAGACCACCGCACUCGUCUACGUCAUUGUCGGAGAAUAUAAAAGACAAAUGUACUUUUUCAAAGUUAAGGUCAUAUUUACUAGCACUAUUUCCAGUCAUAAAUGUCUUACGAAAGUACAAAUUCCGGGUGUACCUCUUUGAUGAUAUAAUAAGUGGAUUAUCAGUAGCUUGCCUUCAUGUACCACAGGGACUUGCAUUGGGAAUAUUAGCAUCAUUAUCGCCGGCGUAUGGAUUGUAUACAUCAUUUUUUCCAGUGCUUCUGUAUGUUCUUUUCGGAACGUCUCACCACGUAUCGCUCGGAACAAAUGCUGUGAUUGCUAUUUUGACAGCAGAAAUGGUAGAGUUGCAGUUAGAACAGUAUGGUUUGACAGGUCAUAAGUCAGUUUCAAACGGUUCCACGGAUGAUAAUCGGACAACAAUUUCUUCAGACAUCGCAAAUUUAGGUUUAGAGUACAAAGCGUCAGUAGCAGCAGGUUCGUCAUUUAUUGUUGGAUUGUUGCUGUUCAUCAUGGGGUUGUGCCGAAUGGGUUUUAUAACUUCUUAUUUGUCAUCUUCUUUCAUUGCAGCUUUUACCACAACCGGUGCUAUUCAUAUCAUUUCCAGCCAAAUUCCUAAUGCUCUUGGCAUAACAAUUCGACCCGUGAACAAACCAGGAAAACUUAUAUAUGUAUAUAUUCAAAUAUUCAAAGUUUUUCCACACAUUCAUGUUGCUACAUUCCUAGUCUCUAUAAUAUGCCUUAUUAUACUCGUAUUGGUAAAAGAUGUCAUAAAUGAGAGAUACAAGAACAAAAUGAAAAUGCCAAUACCAAUUGAUUUAAUUUUGGUUGUCCUAUCAACAUUUAUUUCUUCCUAUACACAAUUACAUGACAACUUCGGAAUAGGUGUAGUAGGAAAUAUACCUGCUGGACUGCCAACUCCGAAGUUACCUCGAGUGUCUGUAGAUAUUAUAGGACAAAGUGCUGUCGUCGGUAUAAUCGUGUUUGUGCUUACGAUUUCGAUGGCCCGACUUUGUGAGGUGAAACACGGAUAUUCAGUUGACGAUAAUCAAGAACUCGUCGCAUAUGGUAUUUCAAAUCUAGGUGGGUCUUUUUUCUCCUGCUUUCCAGCUUGCGUUGCACCACCUCGUACAAUUGUUUUGAGUACAAUGGGAGCAAAGACAACAUUAAGUGGCAUGGUUUCAGCUGUUUUUGUAUUGCUUGUAAUACUUUUCAUUGGAAAAUAUGUUGAAUCAUUACCUAAAGCUGUUCUUGCAGUUAUGAUCAUCGCAGCUAUUAAAAAUCUCUUAUACCAGUUCAAGGACCUACCGAUGCUGUGGCGAGUAAACCGUUAUGAUUUCGUAAUUUUUGUUGGUACAGUACUGUGUGGUGUUCUUAUUGAUUUUCCUUACGCUUUGUAUGUUGGAGUGCUACUUUGUCUUUUAACAGUUGUUGUGCAAAGUCAAAGAUCAUCUUCGUAUACCAUUAGAAAACUUGAGCAGGAAGAUCGCCUUCUGGAUCAAAAGACUCAUGACGUUCCAUUAUGUAACCCGAAAAUAGCAAUAUUCCGAAUGGAAUCAUCUCUUUACUUUGCUACAGCUGAUCAAUUUAUAACAAAACUAUACCAAGCAACUUUUAAUCCGAAAGCCUAUCGAAAACAACCAGAGUUUAACGUUGAAAUUAACGUUGAUCAGAGCAAAAAUAGCUGUAGCAGUGAUGAAAGAAUUUCGAUGUCAAAAGCAAAUCUUGAAAACGAAACACCUGUCGUACCCCUUACGCAUAUUAUUAUCGACUGUUCGUCUAUGAACUAUAUUGACAUGAAUGGGAUGAAAGCUUUAAUACAAAUCCACUCCGAAUACAAACCAGUUGGUGUUACGGUCAUGUUUGGAAAUUGUACUAAUUUUAUGAAAAAUUUUAUAGAAAAAUCGGAUUUAUCACAGGAAAUAGACAUGAAUAAUGUGUAUGCUGACAUUUUAGAUGCCUAUUUUGCAGCAAGUCAUAAAAAGUGAAGAAUAGCUACGCUACUUUUACUUUAACUUAGGACCAUAUUGCUUAGUGGUGGUAUUCAUAAGAACAGCUUGACAAUAAGUAACUAUUUUACAUGAACUACGCAUGCAUAAAAUUAUCAUUAAAUGGUACUAGUAUUCAAAACCUAAUUAAAAUUAGAAAUUAAGAAGAAGAGGCUAUUUCAUUCAGACGAAGACUUGUUUUAAAAAUAUUCAAAUAAGCCAUAAUCCUUUUGCUGAGAAUUGAUUUUAUUUAAUUUAGUUUUUAAAACCCAUUUUGAUAACAAUUUCUUAUGGUAGUUUCUGUUGUAUUACAAAACA